Molecule: messenger RNA, 1747 nt
Organism: Diaporthe batatas
Lineage: Eukaryota; Fungi; Ascomycota; Sordariomycetes; Diaporthales; Diaporthaceae
Exons: 2
Coding region: 89-1255 (388 amino acids)
Cellular component (GO): U2-type catalytic step 1 spliceosome; Prp19 complex; U2-type catalytic step 2 spliceosome
Molecular function (GO): pre-mRNA binding; metal ion binding; U6 snRNA binding
Source: RefSeq, a predicted model, not a curated record
CAUACAUGCCAUUGAAUUAUUACCCGCCUCAGCCUUGUGCCUCCUGCCCCAAAUUUCCACCAGCAACAAACCCAAACCACCAACCAAGAUGGCCGACUCACCAGAACACCAAGAUGAAGUCGCGCUCGUCCCAACGAGCAACGAAGUCGCGGAACCUGCAGUCCGAAAAGUCAAGAAGAUCAUCAGGAAGAAGAAGCGCCCAGCGCGGCCGCAGAUCGACCCGGAGCUCAUCAAGUCGGAGCCACCGCCCCAGACAGGAACGACCUUCAAUAUCUGGUACAACAAGUGGUCUGGCGGCGAUCGCGAGGACAAGUACGCAUCCCAGAAGGCCGCAAAGGGGAGGUGCAACGUCGCGAAGGACAGCGGAUACACAAAGGCGGACAGGGUGACGGGCUCCUACUUUUGCCUGUUCUUUGCGCGAGGGAUAUGCCCCAAAGGCCAAGACUGCGAGUACCUGCACCGCCUGCCGACGAUACACGACCUCUUCAACCCCAACGUCGACUGCUUCGGCCGCGACAAGUUCAGCGACUACCGCGACGACAUGGGCGGCGUGGGCUCGUUCAUGAGGCAGAACCGCACCGUGUACGUGGGGCGGAUCCACGUCAGCGACGACAUCGAGGAGAUCGUGGCGCGCCACUUUGCCGAGUGGGGGGAGGUCGAGCGGAUCAGGGUGCUGAACACGAGGGGCGUCGCGUUCAUCACGUACUCGAACGAGGCGAACGCGCAGUUCGCCAAGGAGGCGAUGGCGCACCAGAGCCUGGACCACAGCGAGAUCCUGAACGUGCGGUGGGCGACGGCCGACCCGAACCCGAUGGCGCAGGCGCGCGAGGCGAGGAGGAUCGAGGAGCAGGCCGCCGAGGCGGUGCGCCGCGCGCUGCCCGAGGAGUUCGUGGCCGAGAUAGAGGGCAGGGACCCGGAGGCGAGGAAGAGGCGGAAGGUGGAGAGCAGCUACGGCCUGGAGGGCUACGAGGCGCCGGACGAGGUGCACUUUGCCAGGGGCGAGAAUGCGGUCAACCCGAGGGCGAGGGAGGGGCAGAUGGGCCUGGAGGAGCAGCAGCGCCUGAUGCUCGAGAGCGGCGAGGCCGAGGCGCAGGCGGCGGCGGACGAGACCCAGAGGCAGCUCGAGGAGAACGGCAUCUUCUCCAGCAGCACGCUGGCGGCCCUGAGAUCCGCGCAGGUGGCGGUCGCGUCCAAGGAGAAGAAGGCGGCAGCAGGCCCAUUAGUCUCGUACGACAGUGACGAUGAUAGCGACUAGAAGCAGGGAGCAGGGCUGUCACCCUGACACAACUCGUAGUAAAUAAACAGCACGGCCGAACGGUUGCCAGCCCGACGCCACAUGAUACAAGGGAAAAAAGCCUCAGCUGUUGAAUAUCCUACUAUACAAGACCUCAUGCCUCCCGACCCAGAGGUCCAUCACCGGCACGCUCUGGCCCGCCUCCUCCACGGGCGUGUCCCACUCCCGCUCGACAGCCGCGGCGAUCAUGCCCAUCACCCCGCUGCCGGCGAGCAGCCGCUGCGCCUGGUAGGGCCCGAGCAGGUUCGCCCGCACGGCCGCCGAGACGAGCGCCUUGACGUGGCCGAGCACGAAGACGUACGCGGCCUGGUGCAGCCCCAGCCCGGCGGCGCGGCAGACGACGCCGAACAGCGGCGCGAGGUGCGCCGCGACGGGCGGGAUGCCCGUCCCGUCGUCGUCGAACCCCCUGCCCGCCGGCGCCCGCAGCGCCCGCGCGUACUCCCCCAGCGCCGC